AUGAGUGAGUUUGCCGGAUCUCAAGCUAAUUUAAAUCAAUCGCAAGCUUUUGCUGCCGCACUGCAACGUGCUAAACAGAUAGCCGCAAAAAUACAGCCAAACACCGCUCAGCAAGCUGGUGGAGGAGUCUCGAGCGGUCCGGGACCCUCACCUACUUCAAAUGCCGGUUUUAAACGUUCUCAUGAUGACAGUGAUUCUGGUCCUGAAAUAAAGCGUUUUACUAGUCCUGGCCUUGAUUACAACAAUUCCAAUGGGAGCAGUGUUGGAGGUGGCGGUAGUAACGCCGGUUCUACGAAUAUUUCUCAGGCUCUCGCACAGGCAACGGCAGUGGCGCAGCGGUUAGCCGCUACUGCUGGUACUACGGUUGAAGAGCAAAUUCGCAUUCCUGAGGCACUUGUCAAUUCCGUUUUGGGGCGUGGUAGCACAGAGACCAUUACCCAAAUUCAGGGUGAAUCUGGUUGUAAAGUACAGCUAUCACAAGAUCAAGAUCGUGUUAUUACUUUGCGUGGUUCACGCGAAACUGUAACUAAAGGUCGUGAGUUAUUCCAACAAUUAUCCAAUCGCAAUGGUGGCGGUAAUAUCGAGGUGGUAUUAACCAUAAAUAUGCCACCGCCAGGACCUACAGGUUUUCCACCAUACCAAGAAAUUAUGAUACCAGGCACCAAAGUUGGUUUGGUUAUCGGCAAAGGUGGCGAUACCAUUAAACAAUUGCAGGAAAAAACUGGCGCAAAAAUGGUCAUUAUACAGGAUGGACCAAAUCAGGAAAUUAUAAAACCUCUACGUAUCUCGGGAGAUCCACAAAAAAUUGAACAUGCAAAACAAGCUGUACUUGAUUUGAUUGCUCAAAAAGAUUUACAAGCUGCUGCGCUUGCAGCUCGUAAUAAUGGUGGUAGUGUACAAGGUAAUGGCGGCGGCGGCGGUGGGGGCAGUGGUGGUUAUAACUUCGGUAACACUGGAGAGCAGUGUGAAGUGUUUGUACCGAAAAUUGCUGUCGGUGUUGUUAUUGGCAAGGGUGGAGACAUGAUACGUAAAAUACAGACUGAAUGUGGCUGCAAGCUGCAAUUCAUACAAGGAAAGAAUGAUGAACCGGGCGAUAGACGGUGCCUUAUACAAGGCACACGGCAGCAAGUUGACGACGCUAAACGUAUGAUCGACGGGCUUAUUGAGAAUAUGAUGCAAAGGCAACAACGCAGUGGCAAUAGUAGUAGUAAUGGUAAUAUGGAUGGCAACAAUUCCAACUACGGUUACGGUUAUGGUGUAAAUCACGCACAACAACCGCCACGCGAAGAAAUAACCUUCAUGGUACCCUCUUCCAAAUGCGGUAUCGUAAUUGGUCGCGGUGGUGAGACUAUAAAGCUUAUAAAUCAACAAUCUGGUGCCUAUUGCGAAAUGGAUCGUAAUGCUGUAAAUCCACCUUCGGAGAAAUUAUUCAAGUGCAAAGGAACUUCGGAACAAGUUGAAGCUGCACGACAAAUGAUUGCCGAAAAGAUCAAUAUGGAAUUGCCAAUUAUUGCACGUAAACCCAUCAGUGGUAACAUACCUGGACAACAUAAUAAUCAAGGUGGUUAUGGACAAAAUCCCAUGCAAAAUGAUCCCAACGCCGCUGCAGCUGCAUACCAACAGCAAUGGGGUGGCUAUGCACAGGGUUGGGGUGAUCAAAAUCAACAACAACAAAUGAUGAUGGGCGGUGCUGCUAUGGGUCAAAAUGCAGCAGCCGCAGCUGGUGGACAGCAAGCAGAUUAUUCAGCGCAAUGGAUUGAGUAUUACAAAUCAAUGGGUUUAAUGCGAGAAGCUGAAAUGAUUGAACAACAGCUGAAGGCAAAACAAGCUGGUGCAAGUGCUGGCCAACAAAUGGGUGGCAUGCCACAACAACAGCAACAGGCUCAACCACAGCAACAACAACAACAACAGCAGCAGCAACAACAACAGCAACAACAUCAAUCUCAACAAGGUGGCGGUGGAGCGGAUUAUAGUGCUCAAUGGGCUGAGUAUUAUCGCAGUAUAGGCAAAAUAGCCGAAGCGGAAGCCAUCGAGAAAAAUAUGAAGCAAGGUCAAAAUGGUCAAGCAAAUGCAGCUGGAGGUGGUGGUGGCGCUAACAAUUCAGCAGCUGGCGGUAAUGCUAAUAGUGUCGCAAAUAGUAACGCCGGUGCGCCAAAUAAUGCCGCUGACGGUGGUGGUAAUAAUGCAGCAAUGCAAGGUAUGACACCAAGUCAAUAUGCGCAGUAUUCGCAAUAUUACGCCGCUCAAGCAAGUCAGGCGGCAGGUGGCGCUGCACCCGGCUAUCCACAACAAGCGGCUUAUGGGGGCUAUGGCGCACCUGGAGGUGGUUAUCCAGGAGCGCCACAGCCCAACAUGACGCCCGGUAAUAUGGGUGGCGGUCCAAAUGCCGCCAAUCAGAAUAAGCAGAACAAAGGCGAUAAAAAUUAAUUUAAAUAGUCAAAAAUUAAUAAUAAUAAUACCUAAAAAAUAAACAAAAAAUACAAUAUACCACAUAUGAGUGUGUAGCGGAGUGACAGCGGUGACGGUGUGACUGAUUUAAAUGUGUAGCAGAGAAAUGUGUGGCGCUUAUGUGUGCUGCGAUUGCAGGCAAACAGUGAAAAAAAUACGAAGCAGUUGAAAAAUUCAAAGGCAAUGCCUAAAAUGCAAUUUCAUGCUGCUUAAAUUAUUUAAAUGAAAAAAAAAAACCAAACCAAAUUUAUGUAAACGAAGAAUUAAAGCAAACUAAAUAAUAGUAAAAUGUAAACGUUAUGUGUGUUUCGUGCAAAAUUAAAAUAUAAUAAUAUAUAUUUUGAAGUAAAAAUGUUAAAAAUGUAUUUGAAAAAAAAAAAAAUAAUAAUAAUAAUAAUAAUAAUAAUCUCAAGGAAAGUGUUCAAUCGUAGACAAAUUGAAACUUUUAAUAAACACGAUUCUAGCUAAUUGAAAAUUUUCAUAGUAA
Messenger RNA from Ceratitis capitata (Mediterranean fruit fly), 2935 nucleotides. It is a transcript of the gene Psi, whose product is annotated as far upstream element-binding protein 3. Gene Ontology annotation, biological process: regulation of DNA-templated transcription. Gene Ontology annotation, cellular component: cytoplasm; nucleus. The record is from RefSeq and is a predicted model, not a curated record. Lineage: Eukaryota; Metazoa; Arthropoda; Insecta; Diptera; Tephritidae. Gene Ontology annotation, molecular function: mRNA binding. The transcript has 10 exons. Bases 1 to 2427 code for a protein of 808 amino acids.